UUUUAUAAAUACUGCAGACACUCGAAGACUGCAGCGAACACCGGAGUCGCUGUAAAAUCACAAUUCCCGACGGACAUAGUUUCGGGCUCGUAACACGUUCGCGUCUAACGUUUCCCGAGCUCGACCGACGAGAGCUUCUCGGCCUCGUUUGUCCGUCGAAAUCGCGAUCCGACGGAUCCAAGUGUCUCUCGAUGGGCUGGUGACAUUUCCGUGGAUUAAUCGUGGCCCGGGAAUUCUUGGAACGAAGUGCCCCGACAGGAGUGCCCGUGUGAGUGAACGAAAGUUCGAGGUGACUCUUGGGAAUCGUGUCGGCCCCCGCGGAAAGUGAUAACCAAGUGAUCACGAUGCUGUGAUAACGAACGAUAAAGUGAUACUCGUAGAUCAUACUGCGCGAGGGUACCGAUUUCUGGAGAAACGAAGUAUACGUAUAAUCUUUUCAUUUUUCUUUUGUUGGAGUACUUAAAACGUUUCAACGCCGAGCGAAGAAUCGAGUCUGACCGAUCUGGACAUUGGGAGUUCUGGGUAAGAAUCGAUGACUGGGUCUGAUCGCUGCAAUCACGCGAAAUCCCAACGAAAUCGACGAGCGCUCACCGCGAAAUGACAGAAUGUGAGCACCGCGAUCGCUGCGUCAACCACACCCCGACUUUUGGCUUUCAUUCGAGCACGCGGCCCACGAUCGACGACCGUCCGUCAGAAUGAGCUUAAUGAAGAAGGCCAUCGGCGGCUCCAUUCACAGGAUACGAGAGUUCGAGCUCGAGAAGGUGAAUUUGCUCGAUGAAUUCGAUAUUCUGCAAAUCGUGGGUGAAGGAUGGUUUGGCAAGAUCCUGCUGACCGAGCACCGCAGCACCCAGACCGAAAUGGUGCUGAAGGCGUUGCCAAAGGCAUAUACAGGCAUCACGGAUUUCUUUCGUGAGUUCCAUUACGGGCUGCACCUGGCAGCCCACAGGAACAUCAUCACCACCUACGAUGUGGCCUUCGAGACCGCAGGGUUCUACGUAUUCAGCCAGGAGUACGCUCCUUUAGGAGACCUGACAUCCAACGUGACGGAGACAGGUCUGGGCGAGCUACACGCGAAGAGGGUAGCCAGACAAUUGGCCGCAGCGGUGCAUCACAUACAUAGCCGCGACCUGGUGCAUCGCGACAUCAAGCUCGACAACAUCCUCGUGUUUCGUAGCGACUUCUCGCGGAUCAAGCUAUGCGACUUCGGCGAGACCAGGCGGGCGAACACCGUCGUGCGACGACACAACGAGUGGCUACCUUACUCGCCGCCCGAGGUAUUGCAGAUCGACACUGACGAGACGUACAAAGCUCUCACGUCGCACGACGUCUGGCAAUUCGGCAUUGUCCUAUUUGUCUGUCUGACCGGAUGCCUGCCGUGGCAGAAGGCGGCGUUGGACGACCCGCGAUACACCAGAUAUCAGAACUGGCACAACGCAACGCUGAACAUAGCCAAGAAGCCGAAAUUAUUUCAGCUGAUCAGCUCGCGGGCGCAGAGAAUGUUCAAGCGACUGUUGGAUCCUAAGGCGGAGAAGAGGCCCGUCAGCGUCUUGGAAGCGAACAAAUACCUCGAGGACAGGUGGCUGGCCAAGCUAGGCGCGGAGAAGGCCUUGAACGGUGGGGCCGACGAGAGGGACGAACUUUGCCCCUCGAUGUACAGCUUCCACAGCUCUCUCGAGGAGAAGAACCAACUUCUUCACACCCUGACCACGUACGGGAUCGAGACGACGGUAGAUCGAGCGAAGAAGAAGGAUCGAAUCAGAGAAUGGAUCCAAGCGAGCACCAUAGCCGAGGAAUACGAAGAGGACGAGUCGGAUCUAAACGAGGACGUAAGAUUCCUCGAGGAAGAGGACGAGGAACCGUCCACCAUGAAAGGCAGACACUUCCCAGAGACACGACCCGUCGUCAAACCUACGGACACGAAACGUCAGAAGCAUAGAACGCACACAUCCACGGCAAGAAAGAGACAAUCCAUCAAACCCACCGAAAGAAAGAUCCCCUUUGCGCCACAAGUCGCAGAGGAGCGCAAAACUAUAGCUCGAUUCGCGAGCUUCCCCAAUGGCGACCCCAAUCUGGCCAUCACGAACGGAACCAACGGCCUGGUGCCCCCCUUGAGCAAUACGAUUCCCUCCACGGAAGAGACCACAUCGAUCGUCAGCCGAAACGGCCAGGUCAAUAGUUCGCCGUUGAACGGUCUGAACGGUCCUCGAGACGACCCGUCAUUCCCCACAACCAGCGGUGGCUUCAGCCCUAAUUUAUCCAACGCCGAGGAAACUCCCGGCAACUCUGAUCUCCAAGAUCGAGUCGUCCCGCAGGGAGGCGUCGCGGCUGAUCGAAGUUUGCCCAGAAGUCCCCAGAUCCCUGCCAGAAAGCAUCGUUCCCAAACUGCCCCCUUCCCAGCGCCCACGUCGCCUGUCUUGAACGGAAGUCGUGCAGACGCCGCGAAGAGAAGUCUCUCCACCACGGUGCUGCCGACCACACCGACGGAGAGGUCGGUUUCGUUGCAAGACAGGUCGCUGGCGGUAUUACCGAUUCAGGCGAACGGCCAAUCGACUUCGCCGCUGGCUCGGGGCGAAAGGUCGAAUCGAUCCGUAGGCCAAUCAAUGUCUCGAGUAGAGAAUCAAUCCGUUGUAAUGGUGCCUGCGGCGGCGGUGACGGCACGAGUGGAAAAUCAAUCGAGUAACGCUUUGUCAGUUGCCCGAAAUGAGAAAUCCGCGGCUGGUCAGGUUCCCCUUGCACCAGCGAAUCCAUUGACGAUGUCCGUCGCUUCGCAUCUCGUCAUGCAAAGCUUCAACGCCUUACAGAGUCUCAACACGGAUGGGAACAACGCUGGGACAGGUCAAACAACGAAUGCAACCGCCACGCCGAAGAACAGUCCGACUUCUACCCCUGCUAAUGCUCCCAGUCCGAAGAACAGCCCUACCGUAACUCCUACGAGGACGUCUACUCCUCCCAGGCCCAGGAUCAAUCAUAGAGUCGAGGAGAAUUUUGGGUAUGGCAAGGAUCCGUUCGAGCACUACGGUAUCGUGCAGGGCGUCAUCACGAAGACCGAACGUGCCCGUCGAGGAUCGCUGGAGAGCCCCAGCAGGUCUGUCAGCAAUUGAGGAGCGGUGUUCUAGAUCAUUUCAGACACUGCUAGAGGUGAUGUCUAACAACAUGACACAUGUGUACGCGCACUCGAUGGAAGCGAUUCUUCCACUACGAUGGAAUAUUUACGAUACCUUUCUGCAUACUGGACGACCAUUCGAUCGUCAUUCUAGGAACGAAUGUACGACUGAAAAAUUACCUAAUCGAACAAAAUGGCUGAUACGAAGCAACGAGACCCGACGUCACCUACUUGCUGAAAAUACUUUCGUUUCGUCAAUCGACGUAUAAACGCGCCAUUUCUAAGACAAAUUUCACGGAUUGCAUAGCACUGUUAAAAAAGGAGAGCAGGAAUACCUUCGUCUACGUCAAAGUUGCAACGAUUUUACGUAAACAAACCGAAGAAUCUAUAUGCGAAAACUGAACGAAUCUGUCCUGCACGAACGACGAAAUGCUCCUCGAACAAGGCAGCCGUACGACUUUGUAGCAGAAAGUUUGUAUUAAACGGUACGAGACAACUGUACCGUUUAGAAUUAUCCGUUCGUUGGACACGAGCCACGACCAAGUCGGCUAUAGUGAUUCUUUUGUUCCUUCGUACGUUACAUCGUGUAGGUGGCAGAUCUGGGCACGUUUGAAAUAGUGUUGUAUGUUUGUACAAACAUAGAGGGUGUCCAACACUUUGCUACCGUAUCCUAUGACCAACGAAAGAACGAAAAUAUUGUACACUUCCAUGAGAAAUUAUUAACUUCCUAAUUGCUUCUUUCUAAGUGACAAAUAAAUUUUUAAAUUGGCAAACGAAAAUUUAUGUACAUGGUUCUUCUAUUAUAACCUUGUUACGCGAACGCUCGUUUCAUAUAUUCGAUAUUUUCGACAACCAAGUACCCGAACUACCGUGAAUAAUUUAUUUAAAGUAUUCAUUAUUUCGGACAGUUGUUCCCCAUUUUGAUUUCGAAUAAAAUUUGCCCAGGUCUGAUAGCGGUGCAUAGUACACUCGCUGCUGAAUAAUUUAUGAAUCACAGCCGCUUGUGUAGCCAAUAACAGGGUGUCGACGAAUCAUUGGAAAAAAGAAAGGAAAGGAACUAUUUACAUAUCCGUGAUGGUCGAUCAGUGGCAAGCGGAGGGAAUUGGCACGGAACAGGCGAAGACGCCUACACGUUCACGUUUCCUCCGCGACAUCGUCAUCGUUCCUUUCGAUCGCAGGAUGAUCGAGCGCUCCCGAUUCCUCGAGACCCAUGGACGAUUUAAUUGACCGAUCGCCGUAAUCGAUUAGAGCGUCCUACGGGCGGUAUUAGCGUAAUUGAAAUGUAAACAUUACGGUGCACACCCGUGAGAGGUUCCCGUUCCACGUGUGUAGUCCAAGGUGUGGCCAAGCGGAAUGUGACCGUGAAUUAAAUUGAUUGUGAUACUAUAAGAUCCUUAAAACGAGGAAUGAUUAUACGUCGAACGACUUUGUAGUACAAAGUUUACGUAGCGAAUCCUGUCUAAGAGGCGCUAGGGUCUCUUGGACUUCGAGGAGUUUGGAAUAGAAUCUCUCUUAUCCCCCAUGGAAGAUUGCUCGUCGUUAUCUUUUGAAGAGAUCGAGAUAAUGCGACCUUUAGAGAGGGAAGGUGUCCUAGAUUGAAAAGUUUUACACCGAAGUUGAGAAACUUGAUGAUUAUCUUGUAUUCCACAAAUAGACAAAGAUAAAAUUGCAUGCAGUACAUGAUACUGCAAAUGAUAAGAAAGGUUUCACGUAAACGUCUGAUUUUAUGUCCGAGUUACUAUUGUGUCUGUAAAUAAGUAGCAACUAGUUGCAAGCUUUAAACAAGCGUCUUGAGUAUUCGUGUAAUUGUAUAACGAACAAAACAUAAAAUUAAAAUUGUAAACAUACGAGGGAAAUAAUGGGAGCAAAGAAAUAAUAUUGUGCAAGGAAGAAAGUAGAAACUACAAUAGCGCUGAAAGUAGAUAAGGAAUAUGAAUUAUUGUUUUUAUGCUGUAUAGUCUGAUUAAAGUCAUAUGGCCGUUUCUUAAGGUUA
This is a messenger RNA of Hylaeus volcanicus, 5096 nucleotides long. Its product is annotated as serine/threonine-protein kinase par-1. Gene Ontology annotation, molecular function: protein serine/threonine kinase activity; ATP binding. Gene Ontology annotation, biological process: peptidyl-serine phosphorylation; peptidyl-threonine phosphorylation. Lineage: Eukaryota; Metazoa; Arthropoda; Insecta; Hymenoptera; Colletidae. The transcript has 8 exons. The record is from RefSeq and is a predicted model, not a curated record. The coding region runs from base 696 to 3101 and encodes 801 amino acids.